Brugia malayi is the source of this 648-nucleotide messenger RNA. RefSeq lists its product as uncharacterized. The record is from RefSeq and is a predicted model, not a curated record. The coding region runs from base 1 to 648 and encodes 215 amino acids. The transcript has 3 exons. Lineage: Eukaryota; Metazoa; Nematoda; Chromadorea; Rhabditida; Onchocercidae. Gene Ontology annotation, molecular function: acetylpyruvate hydrolase activity. Gene Ontology annotation, cellular component: mitochondrion.
AUGGUGUUGCAAUUGUCGAAUUUCCGUAGUCUCGGGAAAAAGAUUGUUUGUGUCGGUAGGAAUUAUAAGGAGCAUGCCUUAGAAUUGGGAAAUGCAAUACCGAAAAUACCACUAUUUUUUGCGAAAUCAACAAACAGUUAUGUGUCACAAGGACAAUUUAUCGUCCCGCCGCCUGGUUGUAAGAUAUUACAUCAAGAAGUGGAACUUGGUGUAAUUUUCAACAAGACAGCGAAAAAUAUCCCGUCAUCGCAAGCAUUUAACUAUGUUGGCGGGUACACGGUAGCCUUGGACAUGACGGCUCGGGACUUCCAGGAUGAAGCAAAAAAAACAGGGAUGCCUUGGUUCCUGGCAAAAUCAUUUGAUACCUCAUGUCCGGUAGGAUCCUUCAUUGAUGUCAGUAAAAUCGCCAAUCCACACGACGUUGUGUUAUUUUGUCGUAUAAAUGAUGAAGAGAAGCAGUGCUGUCGGACCGACGCUAUGAUUUUUGACAUACCAACUUUAAUCGAAGUUUUAACAAAAUACGUCACCAUGGAACCAGGUGAUAUGCUCCUCACAGGUACACCAUCAGGCGUAACACCUGUAAAAUCUGGUGACUGCAUUGAAUUUGGUUUGAAAGACAUAGCAUCGUUUAAAUUUUACGUCCAAUAA